GUAUACAUUGACGCCGCAUGCACGGCGGACACCACUGGUGUGGGAGAUCGUUGGACCGACGUACCAGAUGUCGUCCCUUGGUAUACCCUUCCGCUUGCCGCCUGAUCCGCGAGGAGAUGACGAAGGCUCUGCUCCUUCUUCGUCCGAUGCGCGGGAUUCUGGGUACUCCAGCGGAGAUGUGCCUGCUCGGGCUGCUUCAUCCCUCAAUGUCGAACCCUCUUCUCAAGCCGGGAGCGAUGCUGCUGCUGAUGCUCCCGGCGGUGCUUGUCCGCAAGUCAGGAGCAGACGAACGAGGACGGUAAAAUCGCGGGCAGUUUUCACACCCGAAGCCGACACGGGGAAGCCGCGCGGUCGGAAAGGCGGUAGGCCGCGCAAGCAUGACGGAAGGGGUAGGCCACGCAAGGAUGCGCAGAAACGGAGCGGCUUCCAAGACCUCUUGACGGACGAGGACACGCCCACGGCUGAAGGGGCUGGGAGCGAUGUGCACAGGCGAGUGAAGCGUUCUCGAAACGCCAGUGAUGGGGAAAACCGAUGGGAUAGGAUCCGCGCCAAGUUCAAGCUUUUGCUGCACAAGAUGCGGAGAGACACCCACUUCCUCCAGGUAUACCAGCAGGAUGGAUGGAAGAGCAGCGGCAGGGAGAAGCUGAAACCCACAGCCGAACUCGAGAAGGCUAGAGAGAAAAUUCGGGGGAUACAAGCGGAGCUGCGAGAAGUAACCCGGCGCCUCACCGAGAUGAACCCCGGUGGCCUGCGAUGGGGAGCGAUACAGGAAGACGGAGAGGGCAACAUCGAGGUCGACGAGAUCAUGUGUACCAAGUGCGGCCAAGGAGACUCGGAUGACCAUGACGACAUCUUGCUUUGUGACUACGCCGGGUGCUUCAGGGCGUACCACCAAAACUGUCUAUCGCCUCCCAUCAAGCCCGAAGUGUUUCCCGAGGAGGAAGAGGACUGGUUUUGCUGGCAGUGCGAGUGUCUCACGGAUUGCUUCGAGAUGCUUGAGAAUGAGUUCCAGGGGGAAAAGUUCACAUCAUGGAAAGAUGUUUUCCCGGUGGUGGAAACGGGGGCGGAAGGCGGUGCAGCCGGUCAACAAGACGUUCUGCCGACCGAUUCAGAUGAAGACGACGACGAGAGCUUCAAGGGAAGCAGCAGCGAAAGCGAGGGUGAAACCGCCGCAGGCAAGCAAAGGCGAAGAAAAGCAAGCUGCAGCGAUAACAGCGGUAGCGACAGCGGUAGGGGUAGUGAUGAUGACGAUGAAAACAGCGGCGACAGUGAUAGCGACGGCGACGGCGGCAAUAACAGCGAGGCAGAUUGGCUGAGCGACGCGGAGAGCGUGGGUUCCGACGAGGUAUCCAAGCUCUACAGCGAAGCGGGAGACCUUGCUUGCUCUGCCGAAACGGACGACGGCGAUGUGGGAUCAACGGCAGCAGAGGGAGGGUCCUUGGGCGGAGGGAGGCGUAGCCGGGCACUUGCGAGACGGAGCAAACGAUAUGCGGCGCUCGGUUUGGGGGGCGAUCACGUCGCUCAGAUGCAGCUUGAGAAGCGGGAUAUCACGGCAGCCCUAGCCGGGAACACUAUGGACACGGCCAACAUCAUCGAGAGUCGCACUCGACGAAGAAAAAGCGUGGACUACGUAAAACUCAAUCAAACCGUGUUCGGAGACGAGUCGGUAGACGGAGACCACGUAUCCUCAGACGAACAGGACGAAUCACCCGAACCUUCUGAGGGUGAAGCGUCCGACGAAUCCAGCGGCGCGUCAAGAAAAAAAAAGAAACCAAAGGGCAAGAGCACCCCGUCGAUAGAUCCAUCCACCGGGCUGCCACGGAAACGAGGCCGGCCCAGAAAAAUAGAGGCAGGAACAUCAGGGGCGGCUGGGACGACUACCGGAGGCGGAUUGUCCAGGCUAGGUCUCAUCGAUGGGACCUGGCACUCCUGCGACGGGCGGGGGCUGCAGUCCGAGGCUUCGUCGACAGUGGCGCGCGCUUCGAGCAUACAGAAAUCGCAAAAGAUGCCAUCCAUAGACCCAGCUACCGGACAGCCUCGAAAAAGAGGUCGGCCACGAAAGUUGGUAGAGAACGGUGCGGCAGAAGGAGGUGGCGCCGGACCCCGCAGGAGAGGCCGCCCGAGAAAAUCCGAAAACGGCGCGAUGACGCGCAACCUAGGUGCCCGGAGCGGCGUCGAAGCAAGGGCACCGGGCAAUCCCUCCAAGACAGCGCCCAGCUUGUACUCUCCGCAGAAAGACUCCAAGAACGAUGCUGGAAACGUUUGCCAGACGAAACAGGGCAAAGGGCGAGGCCGUCCUCGCAAGGGUGCCAUCGCAGUCCGAAAAGAGACGAGGGCAAAGGAGGUAGGUCUUGGCUUCCCCGCAAUUGCGUACGAAGACAUGGAAGAUGAUGAUACCGCCGCUGUAGCGGCCAUGGCAGCUGAAGUAGCGGCGAAGGCAAAACGAGCAUCCACCGAGACGUGUGCAGCAAGUCCUGUCCAGCGCGGCCCCGGAAACCCCUCCUAGGACUCAAACCCGUGCUCUACAACCGGCGGGGGUAGCGGAGAUGUUUCUUUAGAAUGGAAUGGUCUCGCGUGAGUGUCUUUGUCGACAGUUCGUAGAUGGAUUGGGACUACAUGCAGCAGUGAUUCGUAAUGAAGCUAGUAGUGCUAAUAGUGGUCGAGUGAGACCAGCCCUCGGUGGGACAUGGAGUUGGGU
Molecule: messenger RNA, 2698 nt
Organism: Ectocarpus sp. CCAP 1310/34
Lineage: Eukaryota; Phaeophyceae; Ectocarpales; Ectocarpaceae
Source: the annotation of a GenBank genome assembly